UUCUUCCCUUUUUAUGGCCCCCUCGCCUCCUUUCCUCGGACUACAAAUGCGGCGCAACCGCGGCGGCCACCACCAGUACGGCGUCGCGCAGUAGACAGGACAGCGCCAUAGCGGGGAUGCUUUUGCUUUCGCCCUCGCAUCGCGCACGGUAGACAGUCAAAUCCGAGGCCCGAGGGGGAGGCCGUUGCAACGGCUAGUUGCGGCUGGCGGGUCCGAUGGACCCGUACCGCGGCAGCGCCGCCGCCGGAGGAAGCAGAGGCGGCGACGCCCAUGGACAAAUGUGGUCUGUGGGAUUGGCAAGCAGGAGAGCAUUGUGAAUCUAAUGAUGCAGGUCAUGUAGAUGCUACUAAAUUCGUGUGGGAUUGCCUCAAUCAAGAUGAUGAUGAGCUACUGGGAUUGCUUGGGAAUCAAACUCCGCUGAGAGACUGCUGUGAUUUAUUCGCUGAUAUUGGCGAUAUCACCUGCAAGGAGACUCUGGACCUGGAGGAAUCUCGGGAACCAAAGCGGCGGCGCACAUUGGAGUACCCUUUGGAGUCUAGUCAGUCAGAAUUUGGAAAUCAUGAAACUAGUUCUACAUUGGUCACAUCUGAGGUAACGGAGAUUUCAUUGUUUUGCACUGAUGAACCACAGAGCUUAAAUUAUGAUAUGCAGCAAAAUGCAAAUGACUUAGAUACAAUGAAUUCCUUGUCAAAUGGAGCACCCUACCGACCAGAAGAUAACCAUUUGGAAAAUUGCUCCGAUAGAACUCCAAUGUUCUUCAGGCCUGAUCAAACGCCUUGUAGCCAGGAGAGUGUUACUUAUAUUGAUGAUCAAACUGGUGUUUCAGCCACAGGAACAAGUGAGAUUGCACCUGUCACAGAAAGUCUCAUAAUGCAGGAGACUAUGAAGCUUUCUACACUCAAAGUCUCUAAAGGAGGGAGCUCACUGAGUAAGGUGAAGCAAAAUUUAACUACAUCUAUAGCAUACCCUUUUACUCUCAUCAAACCAUCUUGGGAGGAAGGAGAUGUUACUCUGAACGAUAUAAACCAGCGAAUUCGUGCUCCUCUGAAGAAGCCCCCAGAGAUCCUAGGAACCUCAGCUUUCUCUGGCAAGCCAGUCAUAGGCAAGACAAGAAUCAGAACAGAAGGGGGAAAAGGCAGCAUCACAAUACUAAGAACAAAGGGCUGAGAAUGCCAUUGAUUCUUAUUCAUUUGCCAUUCUCUCGACUGAAUCAGAACAGAAGGGGGGAAGACAACAUCACAAUGUGCCCAAAGAACAAAGGGCUGAGAGCCUGAGGCAACCAUUGAUUCUUAUUUAUCUGCCAUUCUCUCGAUUUUUUGCAGCACCUAGGUCAAUUGUGCAGGCCUCUGUAGCUUUCUAUUUUUUUGUCUCAAUUUUGUGCCAUGUCUUUGGUGUUUCUGAAUUACUGUAGAUGUGUGACUCUUUCUUCAAAGAUUCAGCAUUCAUCUGGUGUAUUUAGUGACAUGUGGCUAAUGAUAUAUACGAAAAAUCAAAGUUCAGAA
Molecule: messenger RNA, 1502 nt
Organism: Phragmites australis (common reed)
Lineage: Eukaryota; Viridiplantae; Streptophyta; Magnoliopsida; Poales; Poaceae
Product: protein XRI1-like
Exons: 9
Coding region: 271-1167 (298 amino acids)
Biological process (GO): male meiotic nuclear division; female meiotic nuclear division
Source: RefSeq, a predicted model, not a curated record